AUGGAUGAAUUUCCAAAAGUUGAUAGCAAGAUAAGGGUUGUCAUUUGUACCUCUGCUUUUGGCCUAGGAGUAAAUGUUCCUGAUAUAGAUAUGGUAUUAAACUGGGGAGCACCAAGAUCUAUUGAGGAAUUAAUGCAAGAAUUCAGGAGGUGUGGCAGAGAUGGUAGAAGUGCAAUGUCAGUCUUGUACUAUCAUGGAAAGGACAUUGGCAAAACAGCAACGGAUGACAAAAUGAGGUCGUAUGCAAUGGCUGAAACCUGCAGAAGAGUGCUUUUGCAAGAAUUCUUCACACCUGAUGUCAAUAAAUCUUUACCAGUAACUCCAAAACAUUUGUGCUGUGAUAAUUGCUGUAAAACAUGUGAAUGUUUAAAUUGUCCACCUUUACAUGACUCUCUUUUGUCCGACUUUGAAGAAAAUGCUGCUUUGUAUGCUGCUACCUUAAAUUGCGAAUUAGUGAUUUGCCAUACGGUGUCAGAAGAACAGCGCAACAAAAUAUCUGAAAAACUUAAGGAGUAUAGAGAAAUAUGUCUAGAGGACAGUGGUCCAUCUUUACUAAAUGUUGGUAUCUUAACUGGAUUAAGUGAUUCAUUGAUUGAUUCAGUUGUAAGCAAUGUUCACUAUAUAGGUAGUAAAGAAGAUUUCUUGUCUGAGUACAUAUUUGACAAAAAUCUUGCAAGUUCAGUGAUGUGCAUUAUUGAUGAAGUACUUAAUGAUUGA
Molecule: messenger RNA, 717 nt
Organism: Saccostrea cuccullata (small rock oyster)
Lineage: Eukaryota; Metazoa; Mollusca; Bivalvia; Ostreida; Ostreidae
Product: ATP-dependent DNA helicase RecQ-like
Exons: 1
Coding region: 1-717 (238 amino acids)
Biological process (GO): double-strand break repair via homologous recombination
Cellular component (GO): chromosome; nucleus; cytoplasm
Molecular function (GO): four-way junction helicase activity; 3'-5' DNA helicase activity
Source: RefSeq, a predicted model, not a curated record